GAUGAAGAAAUGAUUGAAGUUAACUGAUGAAGAUUGAUAGCAGAAAAACAGUCUAAAUAUAUAUCUAAGUUUACAUUGACAGAAGUCCCUGAACUUGGAGAGCCACUGAUAACUGUUGAUGGCAGUUGGUGAUUAAUUUUCUCUCUAAUAGUAAUAAUUUUAUUAUAAAAGAAGCUCAUGAAGUCAUUGCUACUUAAGGUUAUGGGGAUAUGUGGCUCAAUAGAGCUGUGACUCUCUGUCAGCCUGGCUACAGUGCUGAAGAGGAACCUAGGGUUGUUCUUAUUUUCUUCUAUUAGUGCUGAGUAAUAGGCUCCUCUGGCGUUACGCAGGGCCUUUCUAUAGGUUUUAAGAUUAUCUUUCCAAAUUGAGCGAUAUGCUGAUAAUUUGGAAGACGAUAUUUCCUUUCAGAUUUCCUAGCUAUUUGUUUUAACUGGCGGGUUUGGUGAUUGUAGCACUGUCAGAUAGACAUCUGCUGUAGGAAGUUUUGCCUAAUGGCUUAUAAUCUAAUAGUAUGAAUUCAAAAGUUAUUAAAUAAUGGUCAGAUAGGAAAGGAUUAUGUGGGAAGACUAUUAAAUGUUCAAUAUCAAUGCCAUAUGAUAGAACAAGGUCAAGAGUGUGAUUAAAACAAUGAGUUGGUUUAUUUACACUCUGACAGAAGCCAAUUGAGUCUAUUAAUGAUAUAAAUGCAUUACUAAGGCUGUCAUUGUCAACAUCCACAUGAAUAUUAAAAUCACCUACAAUAAUUACUUUAUCUGAUUUAAGGACUAAACUUGAUAGAAACUCUGAGAAUUCAGAUAUAAAAUCAGAGUACGGUCCAGGAGCGCGGUACACUAUAACAAAUAGAACUGGCUGCAGUGUUUUCCAGUUUGGGUGAGAAAGACUAAGAACAAGGCUUUCAAAUGAAUUAUAAUUUAGUUUAGGUUUAGGGUCCAUUAAAAUAUAUACAGACUAUAUACUGAACACUGUAUUAAUAUAUAUAUACAGACUACAUACUGUGACACAGUGACUGUGGUAUAAACUGGUUAACCCCUUGACUGUGUCCAUUAUCAGGAAUUAAAGGAUUCCCCGUCGUCCAUUACUUCCUGAUAAUGGACACUAUCCUCUCUGUUGGUCCACAAUGUCUGAUUGUUGUUUUCAUGACAUCAACAGUCAGCUGACAGAAAAAGAAGAAGUUGACCUUAUAUCUGUCUGUCUGUCUGUCUGUCUGUCUGUCUGUCUGUCUGUCUGUCUCUCAUUCUGCCUGUCUGUCUGUCUGCCUGCCUGUGUUACUGUGUAUGUGUGUGUGUGUGUGUGUGUGUGUGUGUGUGUGUGUGUGUGUGUGUGUGUGUGUGUGUGUGUGUGUGUGUGUGUUACUGUGUAUGUGUGUGUGUGUGUGUGUGUGUGUUACUGUCUGUGUUACUGUAUGUGUGUGUGUGUGUGUGUGUUACUGUGUGUGUGUGUGUGUUACUGUGUGUGUGUGUGUGUUACUGUGUGUGUGUGUGUGUGUUACUGUGUAUGUGUGUGCGUGUGUGUGUGUGUGUUACUGUCUGUGUUACUGUAUGUGUGUGUGUGUGUGUGUGUGUUACUGUGUGUGUGUGUGUGUUACUGUGUGUGUGUGUGUGUUACUGUGUGUAUGUAUGUGUGUGUGUGUGUGUGUCUGUGUGUCUGUGUGUCUGUGUGUGUUACUGUGUGUGUGUGUGUGUGUCUGUGUGUCUGUGUGUGUUACUGUGUGUGUGUGUGUGUUACUUUGUGUGUGUGUGUGUGUGUGUGUGUGUGUUACUGUGUGUGUGUGUGUGUGUAUGUGUGUUACUGUGUGUGUGUGUUACUGUGUGUGUUACUGCGUGUUACUGUGUGUGUGUGUGUGUGUGUGUACUGUGUGUGUUACUGUGUGUGUGACUGUGUGUGUGUGUGUGUGUGUGUUACUGUGUGUGUGUGUGUUACUGUGUUACUGUGUGUGUGUGUGUAUUACUGUGUGUGUGUGUGUGUGUGUGUGUUUACUGUGUGUAUGUAUGUGUGUGUGUGUGUGUGUGUUACUGUGUGUGUGUGUGUUACUGUGUGUGUGUGUGUAUUACUGUGUGUGUGUGUGUGUGUGUGUGUGUGUGUUACUGUGUGUAUGUAUGUGUGUGUGUGUGUGUGUGUGUGUGUGUGUGUGUGUGUUACUGUGUGUGUUACUGUGUUUGUUACUCUGUGUGUUACUGUAUGUGUGUGUGUGUUACUGUGUGUGUGUGGGUUGUGUGUGUGUGUGUGUGUGUGUGUGUGUGUCUGUGUGUGUUACUGUGUGUGUUACUGUGUGUGUGUGUGUGUGUGUGUGUGUGUGUGUGUGUGUGUGUGUGUGUGUGUGUGUGUGUGUGUGUGUGUGUGUGUGUGUUACUGUGUGUGUGUGUGUGUGUGUGUGUUACUGUGUGUGUGUGUUUCUGUGUGUGUGUGUGUGUGUGUGUGUGUGUGUUACUGUGUGUGUGUGUGUGUGUGUGUGUGUGUGUGUUACUGUGUGUGUGUGUGUGUGUGUGUUACUGUGUGUAUGUGUGUGUGUUACUGUGUGUGUUACUGUGUGUCUUACUGUGUGUGUUACUGUGUGUCUUACUGUGUGUGUUACUGUGUGUGUUACUGUGUGUGUGUGUGUUACUGUGUGUGUGUGUGUGUGUGUGUGUGUGUGUGUGUGUGUGUGUGUGUUUGUGUGUGUGUUACUGUGUGUGUGUGUGUGUGUGUGUGUGUGUUACUGUGUGUGGUACUGUGUGUGUUACUGUGUGUGUGUGUGUGUGUGUGUUACUGUGUGUGUUACUGUGUGUGUGACUGUGUGUGUGUGUGUGUGUGUGUGUGUGUGUGUGUAGGUACAGAUGUUUCCUAG
This is a messenger RNA of Dicentrarchus labrax (European seabass), 2824 nucleotides long. Its product is annotated as keratin-associated protein 10-6-like. NCBI's taxonomy places the organism in Eukaryota, Metazoa, Chordata, Actinopteri, Moronidae. Bases 1118 to 2824 code for a protein of 568 amino acids. The record is from RefSeq and is a predicted model, not a curated record. The transcript has 3 exons.